AAAGCCUGGCUAUUUUAGCAAAAUACUAUCCACUUUCAGUGGUUCCCAAAUACGAAUUUUCUUAUCUGCAUUCCUAACCUUAUAACUAGGAUAAAAGGAACAGAGGAAGCCAAAGUAAUUAUCUCAAACUCAAAGCUGUAACAACCUUUCAUGGGUGAAGCUGUAAUGAGCUUCACAGUCGUCAAACCCGCUAUUCAAUUCCACACUCCUAAAUUAGAGUUGAAUCCUUUCACUAAAUCACUUAGGCAUUGUUCAAGCUCCGCACUUGGAAAUGGCAGGCACCGGAUUCAAGUCGGGCAGAGCAAAAGAAAUUCUUGUUCUAUAGUGAAGGCACUCCCGGAUUGGCCAUUAAUGGCAGUAUUAGUUGAGCAUAUGGAAGGUCAAAGAGACCUCAUAACUCACAAAUCUGUUUGGCACCUUAGUGAUGAAGCCAUGAAGAAUGUUUACACAUUUUACAUCAUGUUCACUGUUUGGGGAUGUUGUUUCUUCGGUUCUACCAAAGAUCCCUACUAUGAUUCAGAACAAUACAGAGGAGAUGGAGGUGAUGGUACUGGACAUUGGGUCUAUGAGAAGCAAGAAGACAUUGAAGAAGCAGCCAGAGCGGAGCUAUGGCGCGAGGAACUGAUAGAGGAGAUUGAACAAAAGGUCGGGGGUCUUCGAGAGCUUGAAGAAGCUAAGAAGGAGGAACAGCUGGUCAAAUGAUCAUCUCCAUAUAGUAUAUAGUUUCAUGUGCUAAGAACAAACUUUAUGAUGCUUCUCAGUUAUGUAUAUACAGUAUGAUUUCCAGUUCCAUAAUACAGACUUCAAGUACAUGCAGAGAAAUUAUCGAGAAGGAAAAUAUGAUUGGUCAUUUGCAA
This is a messenger RNA of Capsicum annuum, 857 nucleotides long. Its product is annotated as photosynthetic NDH subunit of subcomplex B 4, chloroplastic. The record is from RefSeq and is a predicted model, not a curated record. Gene Ontology annotation, biological process: photosynthetic electron transport in photosystem I. Bases 151 to 702 code for a protein of 183 amino acids. Gene Ontology annotation, cellular component: NAD(P)H dehydrogenase complex (plastoquinone); chloroplast thylakoid membrane. NCBI's taxonomy places the organism in Eukaryota, Viridiplantae, Streptophyta, Magnoliopsida, Solanales, Solanaceae. The transcript has 6 exons.